This is a messenger RNA of Strongylocentrotus purpuratus (purple sea urchin), 2259 nucleotides long. Its product is annotated as deleted in malignant brain tumors 1 protein. Lineage: Eukaryota; Metazoa; Echinodermata; Echinoidea; Camarodonta; Strongylocentrotidae. The transcript is spliced from 14 exons. Gene Ontology annotation, cellular component: membrane. The record is from RefSeq and is a predicted model, not a curated record. The coding region runs from base 1 to 2259 and encodes 752 amino acids.
AUGACCAAAUGCACAGCUGGAAUCAAUUUUAGUGGUGCAAGGGUAUGGGAGAGGCUUCAUUUCGUGUAUCCAGUUUUGUUUAAGGUCGUCUUGAUGGUCCUCCUUUGGCUUGUUUACUUUGCUAUCAACACCGGUGGGGUCGGAGCAGUUCCACUGUAUAACGAUGGUGAUGUUCGACUAGAAGGCGGGACAACCUCUUUGGAAGGCCGGGUAGAGGUCUACUAUCAAGGGUCAUGGGGAACAGUUUGUGAUGAUUACUGGGACGACCAAAAUGCAAUGGUUGUCUGUAAUCAAGUGAUGCCAGGUUAUCACGGAGUCCAUUUUGGGAGGGCUUACUUUGGUGAGGGACUCAAUAUCGACAUCCUUCUUGACGACGUACGAUGUUUAGGAACAGAGUCAAGCUUACUAAACUGCUCUCAUGUCGGGAUGUACAGUCAUAAUUGCAUACACAUGGAAGACGCUGGCGUGAGAUGUUAUCCACCAUCAAGUGAUGGAGCUCUACGGCUGGUAGGUGGUGGAGGAAUGUCGUACAUGGGACGGGUUGAAGUCUUCCAUGACAGACAAUGGGGAACGGUUUGCGAUGAUUCCUGGGAUCUAAACGAUGCCACCGUGGUAUGCAGACAGCUCGGGUAUACAGGAGCUAGAUAUGCACCGCAUAGGGCCUAUUUCGGUGCAGGAACUGGUGCUAUCUUUCUAGACGACCUGUAUUGUAGAGGCGAUGAGUCGAGGCUGAUCGACUGUCAUGGAGCUGAUUUUUAUCAACAUAACUGCGUUCAUUAUGAGGACGCUAGUGUCAUUUGUAUUCCGCCGAUGGACGGUGAUGUACGACUUGUAAAUGGGACAUUGCGUGAAGGUGAAGUAGAGAUCUACAAUGACGGAGUGUGGUGGUCUCUAUGUGCUUCUGAUUGGGAUUCUGAGGAUGCUACCGUUGCUUGCAGACAGCUAGGCUUCUCCCAUUUCCAAGGGCAUGGUGCAAGCAAUCAUGGAAGUGGUGGAGGUCAAAUGAUCAGUACCUACUUUGACUGUGAAGGUGACGAGACUUCGUUAACUCAAUGUGAAGUGGUGCAUGAUCACAGCGUAUGUGAUACUGGACAAGCUACAGUUUCUUGCCAUGCGCCGGAUGAUGGUGAUAUAAGACUACAAGGUGGUGCUGUGUCGAAUGAAGGGCGAGUUGAAGUUUAUUAUCGGAGGCAGUGGGGAACAGUUUGUGAUGAUAGUUGGGAUCAACAAGAUGCCAUUGUAGCUUGCACACAACUAGGAUUCCCUGGAGCUGUCCAAGCCUUGAGAAUGGCUUACUUUGGCCAGGGAGGAGGCAGUAUUCAUCUGAAUGAGUUACAAUGUAGUGGAUCAGAGACUCGUUUAGCUGAUUGUCCACACCAACCAUGGACUCGAAAUUAUUGCUCGCAUUAUCAAGACGCUAGCGUCAUAUGCCAAAAUCAUGACGUUGGUAACAUUCGAUUGGUAGAUGGAGGCAAUGCCCAAGAAGGCCGUGUAGAGAUCUGGAUAGAUGAUGGUCGAGGUUGGAUGACAUUCUGUGAUGAGGGAUGGGAUGAUAACGAAGGUGAAGUGGUGUGCAGACAGAUGGGUUAUGAAGGACUCGUCCAAGUUACGCAUAAUAGUUCCUAUGGUGGAGGAACAGGUGAUGUGUUUGCAAGCAAUGUAGGAUGUACUGGUCUAGAAGAUGCGCUCCUUAGCUGUUCUUAUGAUGAACAUUCGAUCUGCACACACUCGGAUGAUGCAGGGGUUAUAUGUGCUCCGCCAGAUGGUGAGGUUAGAUUAGUAGAUGGUGAUGAUGCAUAUAGCGGACGUGUUGAGAUCUUUCAUGAGUACAGUUGGUGGACUGUAUGUGGACAUUGGGGUGAUGAUGAGGCUAGAGUUUUAUGUCAUGAGCUAGGCUAUACUGGCGUGGCAUUGUCUAUGCACUCGUUUGGUCCUGGUGCAGGUGAUAUAGUAGAGGACAUACAAUGCCCAGCAUUCUCGGCAACGCUGAGAGACUGCAAUGUCGGUUCAAACUUUGAAAACACUGUGGGCUGCUCUCAUAAUGACGACGUAGGCGUUGUGUGUGAUGGAACGAAAUUUGUGAGUGGAGCUGUUCGUCUUGUGAAUGGUAACGUCCCGUAUGCAGGCAGAGUAGAGAUGUUUACUGGAGAGCGCUGGGGAUCAGUGUGUGAUGUAGCCUGGGAUAUUGAAGAUGCUCAUGUAGUCUGCAGACAAGUCGGAUUUAAACGCGCCACCUACGCUAAGAAAGGGGUAAAUUAA